AUGGGAUCCGCAUGCUCAUACGACGCGACGGAAGGAGCUCUGGAGGGCCCCGAGAGCCAACAGGACAAUGUUGGCGUGGCCGUCGUCUUUGUCGCCGAUGAUUUUGUCCUGCUGCCGCUGCUGCUGCUGACCACAACCGCAUCAACAACCACGCCGACAGCCAUCAUGGACUUCUACGACCCCAACAAGGGCAAGAAGGGCAGCUGUGACGGCAGCGGUAACGAGUUUGUCCAGCCUGGCGAGAAGGACACCUACGUCCAGCUCGUCAUCUCCCUGGCCCUCGGGUCCACAGCCUUCAUUGCCUUUUGUGUCCUACGUCCACGAUGGAAGUCGUUGUACGCCGCCAGACGCCGCCAGUUCGGCCCCCAGAUAGGCCUGCCUCCUCUGCCAGACAGCUUCUUCGGGUGGAUGCCCGCCCUCUACAAGGUCACCGAAGAACAAGUCCUGGCCUCAGCUGGUCUUGACGCCUUCGUGCUCCUCGCCUUCUUCAAACUCUCUAUCAAGCUCUUCGCCAUCCUCUUCUUCUUCGCCGCCACCGUCCUCGAGCCCAUAAACCGGCGGUACUCCCCCGAAGAUACCCCCAAGAAGCCCGACGAUGAUAGCGACAACAGUUGGAACUACGACAUGGGAUACCUCUGGGCCUACCUCGUGUUUACCUACUUCUUCACCCUCCUCACACUCCACCUCCUCAAUAAGGAGACCUUCAAGGUCAUCAAAAUACGACAGGACUACCUCGGCACUCAGAGCACCAUCACCGACAGGACCUUUAAGCUCUCCGGCAUGCCUCGCGAGCUGCGCGACGAGGCCAAGCUUAAGGAGCUGGUUGAGAAGCUGGAGAUUGGCAACGUCGAGAGUGUGACCCUGUGCCGGAACUGGAAGGAGCUGGACGACCUCGUUGCUGCAAGGGCCAGAACCCUGCGCAAGCUCGAGGAGACCUGGAGCGUGUACCUGGGCCAGAAGUCUAAAAACUGUCUCGAUGACAGACACAGGCUCGUCAGCAACGCCGUGGCCCCCCAUGAUGAGUCUGCCAUCGUUGACGAGGAGGCCCAAGAUGGCGAACGCGCAAGCCUCCUGGGCGGCGGUCGCAACGGUGCCGCCCAUCACCACUGGAUUGACCGUCCACGUCCGCAGACGCUCGUCUGGUACGGUCCGUUCCGUCUGAGGCACAAGAAGGUGGACGCCAUCGACUACUAUGAGGAGAAGCUCCGGCGGCUCGAUGAGCAGAUUCAUGUGGCUCGCAAGAAGGAGUACCAGCCGGUCGAUCAGGCCUUUGUGACAAUGGACUCUAUUGCGGCCUGCCAGAUGGCUACCCAGGCACUGAUCGACCCCCGGCCGGGCCAGCUGUUGACAAAGUAUGCGCCCGCCCCUUCGGAUGUCGUGUGGCGCAACACCUAUGCUUCUAGGAAGAGCAGGGUCAUCAAGUCGUGGAUCAUCACCAUCUUCAUCAGCUUGCUCUCGGUUCUCUGGCUGAUCCCCGUGGCCACUAUUGCUGGUCUGCUGUCGCUCUGUACCAUCAAAAAGGUCUUCCCAAACCUGGCCGAUUUCCUCAACGACCAUGAGGUCAUCAAGGCUCUCGUGCAGACUGGCUUGCCAACGGCCGUGGUGUCACUUCUCAACGUCGCCAUUCCGUUUCUCUACGACUAUCUCUCCAAUAGCCAGGGCAUGCUCUCCCAGGGUGAAGUCGAAUUGUCCAUCGUGUCCAAGAAUUUCUUCUUUACCUUCUUCAACAUUUUCCUCGUCUUCACCGUCUUCGGUACUGCGACUCAGAUUUGGACCGUCAUUCGCGACUCCUUCAAGGACACCACCUACAUCGCUCAGCAGCUCGCUCGGCAGAUCCAAAAUCUGAACGUCUUCUACCUGAACUUCAUCAUGCUCCAAGGUCUGGGCCUUUUCCCCUUCCGCCUGCUCGAGUUUGGCGCAGUCUCACUGUACCCCAUCAACCGCCUGGGCGCAAAGACUCCCCGCGACCACGCGACGCUCACCACGGCCCCAUACUUCAGCUACGGCUUCUACCUGCCCACGUCGCUGCUCAUCUUCAUCUUAUGCCUUGUCUACUCCGUACUGCCACGCGGUUACAUUGUCCUUGCGGUAGGAGUCGUGUACUUCGCCCUAGGCUACUUCACCUACAAAUACCAACUGCUCUACGCCAUGGACCAGCCCCAGCACGCUACCGGCGGCGCGUGGCGCAUCAUCUCAUACCGCAUGGUCCUCGGCCUCAUAGUCUUCCAGGUCACCAUGGCUGGUUACCUUUCCCUGCAGCUUGCUUUCUUCGCAUCCCUGCUCGUGGUCCCCUUGCUUAUGGGCACGGUGUGGUACUCAUACUACUGGAAGCGCCAAUUCGAGCCGCUGACCAACUACAUUGCUUUGCGAUCUAUUCGCCACCGCCAGUCCAGCCGCCCCAGGAACAACGACAGCAACAGCGGCAGCGGCGCCAGCUCUCCCGGUGACGAGGGGGGCAGCGUUGUUCAUGACGAAGUUUUCGGUGGGCCCGGACGCCACCCACCACAAGACCUGCUCCGUCGCCGGAAGAGCACCGUCGACGAGGACAAGGAAAAGGGCCUGCGGUUCAUCAACCCGAGCCUCGUGGUCCCGCUCGAGCAGCCGUGGAUCUACCAUGACCCACCUCCGCUUCUUGCGAGAGACUCCAGCGCGGGGUUCAACGGCGGGGACACAGACGAUGCGUUGUUUAGGUGGGUCAGGACCGGAGCCGGACAACAACAACUACGGAGGUAA
Messenger RNA from Diaporthe citri, 2733 nucleotides. RefSeq lists its product as uncharacterized. The coding region runs from base 1 to 2733 and encodes 910 amino acids. The transcript has 5 exons. Gene Ontology annotation, cellular component: plasma membrane. Lineage: Eukaryota; Fungi; Ascomycota; Sordariomycetes; Diaporthales; Diaporthaceae. Gene Ontology annotation, molecular function: calcium-activated cation channel activity. The record is from RefSeq and is a predicted model, not a curated record.